CGGGAGGGGAGGAGGAAUACGAGUUUCUCCGCGCUUGUGGGCGCGGGCGGGCGGUGCGGGGACCUCAGGACCCACUGAGAGCUUCCAGCUUCAGAGACCACGGCCUUUGCUCUGGCCAGUGCCCCUGCCCCCGGGGGCCAUGGGCCGGGUCUCCGGACUCGUGCCCUCUCGCUUCCUGACGCUCCUGGCACAUCUGGUUAUCGUCAUCACUUUAUUCUGGUCCCGGGACAGCAACAUCCAGGCCUGCCUGCCUCUCACAUUCACCCCCGAGGAGUACGAGAAGCAGGAUGUUCAGCUGGUGGCAGCUCUCUCUGUCACCCUGGGCCUCUUUGCAGUGGAGUUGGCCGGUUUCUUCUCAGGAGUUUCCAUGUUCAACAGCACCCAGAGCCUCAUCUCCAUCGGGGCACACUGUAGUGCAUCUGUGGCCCUAUCCUUCUUCAUAUUUGAGCGUUGGGAGUGCACCACGUACUGGUACAUUUUUGUCUUCUGCAGCGCCCUCCCAGCGGUCACUGAAAUGGCAUUAUUCGUCACCGUCUUUGGACUGAAAAAGAAACCUUUGUGAUCACCUUAAUGACGGGAAUGGAGGGGCAAAGGCUGGAGCAACAGGAGCAGGAAGGCAUAGACUUCCGUCCUCGCCCUGCACCUGCAUCUAGAGGAGGAUGUCAGCGUUGGCAUGAUUAUCUUCCGCGUCUAGGAUUAUUCACGUCUUAUGUAGUAUUUUGUAAUAAAAUAUAUUUUUAAUAAGAUCAAGACUUGUGUUAAAAAUUUCAAACAACAUCACCCCUGAGGAAUGUACUCCCUUAAAAAAAAUCAACCAGAUGAGACUAUCAUUUACCCAAAAGUAAAGGUGAGAAUACUGACACAUUGUGAACAUUGUAACCAAUAUCACGGAACAAUUUGUAUAAAAAUUGUCAAAUGGGGACCUAAUUUGCUGUGUAAACUUUCACCUAAAACAUAAUAAAAUAUAUUUUUAAAAGAGUUAUAAAAAUUUCAAGGGAGAUUUGGGGUGGCCAAGCUACUGAAGAAACGGAAGACUGUUUUCCAGCCUUGCAGACUGUAUGAUAGUAAAAAAAACCCGGUGCCGUCGAGUCGAUUCCUAUAGCGACCCUGUAGGACAGAGUGUAACUGCCCCAUAGAGUUUCCAAGGAGCGCCUGGCAGUAAGUACCUUUUAUUUUGGUUAUUACGGUAGACAUCUGGCGGAAGGGAGUGGGUGGGGAUAUGUAAAUAAGGGGAUGCCACUCUUCCGGCUCAGCAAGUGAUUUCGCGGAGCAUUCUGGGAAGAGUUGAUUUAUUCUUUUUUCGGAAGCGAAUGAAAAAAAGUAUAUUUAAAAAUCCACAAAGAAAGAUAGCUACAGAAACGGAGGAGCCUUAAAUAACGUUAGGUAGCUUCAGCGAAUGAGUUUUACGCUCACCCUAGGUGUAAGCGCAAUUUUUUUCAUUGAGUGCGGAGUGGGCAGGGUUUUCAGGUUAUCGUCAGUAAGGUUAAUCCUUACCUGUUUCUCCUUUCGGAGAGCAGAUUUAAAAUGAUGAUUUGGAGCUCGCAUGAUCCGUGAUUAACGUUUCCGCGUGAUCAGGACCAGCAACAUCCUGAUUGCUCCUAUCUGAUUUUACUGGCGAUCACUUCUUUCAGUUUUUGUCAUAAAGAAAAGUUUUAGUGCUUUAUGUUUUUCGUUGUUUUGUAUUUUUUAAGAAAUUUUUUUUGGGGGCGCGUUGUGUUGCUUACCGGAUAGUCUUAUGAAAAGAGUGGUAAGUUUUCCCUGUGAACUGCGUGUAACGAGAUCCUCGUGUAGGUAUGUGAAGGCUGUAUUCAGCUUGCUCAUGGUUCAGAACGGGAUCUCGACUUCUGUAUGUGUAUACGCUGUGUAUGUUUGUGUGCGUGGGCGUAUUAACUCUCCAUCGUGGACUUUUUAAAUGCUGACGACUGAAUGCAGAAAUGACUGUAAACAAUUUUAGCAAAAUGAGAUGAACUGAACUAUAAGAUUUUUAAUGGGUAUGGGAUAGUAAGAUUUUUACUAUAUACCACGUUUACUACAAAAAGAAUAUUCCAUAUAUUCUACAACGAAGAAAAUGAGUCAGUGAACUUAGUUGUUCAACGAUUAAAGUAAAAUUCUGUUGAUCUCCCACAAUGAAGAAUUGACUCACCAAUUUUGCUUUAAACGGCUCAUCACUCAAAUCUGACAUUUGCUUUGUAAUAAAUGCUAUAAUUAUAAGUGAAGAAAUGAAAUCAUAAAAAAGAAAAUUUAAUGAUCAGAAAACAAAUAUUACAACAAAUUACUAUAUUUUAUCUUUAGGUAGAUCUUUCGGAAUCGACUCGACGGCAGUGGUUGGUUUUCAUCUCUAACAUGAUAUAAUUAAAAACAUUUCUUCCUAUUGCUUGCUCUUGAAAAUUGUUCAAUGAUUUCCUCCCAAUUAAGCUGCCGAACAGUACCUACUUCUUGAAUCAUUGUUGUACACUGAGGGUUUUUGAGUCUCGUUAGGGACGGAAAUGAGCAUUCUGUUGUGAGUUUGUCAUCAUUAAAGUUAGGAAUAUGCAUAAAGCAAUUUCAACAUUGGGAAAUAUGCACUGUAUUUUAUCUUCUAUUAUGGAAUCACACAUACCUACCUGAGUAACUGUGUCUUUCCCUGGUGACCCCGCGGGAACUGUAUUUCCAGCCAGCGCAUUCUCACGCACUGGAGCUGGUACCAGUUGCAUUUAGUGCCCUGCCAAUUCCCUUCCACUGCGGUGCUCGCUUUUCCUUGUGUCCUGUCUCCUUGGCAUCUAUGGGUCUUUGCUUUAGACAACUGGUGCCCUUAUUUUGUUGAUGCCCUAAGCAUGUGCUUAGCUUGCUUAUUGGGUAAUCCAUCACUGUCUGUGACCUUACAUACAGCCUCAUGUUCUCAGUUUCCCCGACUAUAUUAAGAGCCUGCUGGUGAUUUUGCCCCUGAAUUAUUUUUAUGGUUAAAUUUCUGUCAAUCAUUUAACCUGACUUAGGAGCAUCAUUACGCAAAUGGGUUCCUCUCUCUUCUGGGCUGGCUCCUCACCUAGCAGGGACUCUGACUUCUCUGGAAAAUUUAUCACCAGUAAAUGUCUAAUCUUACACAUAUCUGUAAACUCCAUAAUUUAAUUGUUUGUUAAUAUUACAUUUUUUAUUACAUUGGUUUUCAUUUCAAAAACUAAAUGAGCAAAGAAUCAUUUUGCACAUCUGGGAUUUUCUAUCAAAUGAUAACUAGUAUCAAUCAUACUUGGUGUCACUAAUCGUCUGUUGUCAAGUCUUCUAUAUUACCAUGACAAGAAAGGCCACCUGCCCAGGGUGUGACUUCCCUGAUGGCUGGAGCCCCACCCAGAAACUUGGCAAAGCACCCCUGUCGUUCAGUCAGUAAUCUGUUGAGAACAUUCCCACUCCUGCUUGCUAGCACAUGGGAAGAACAUGUUUAAAAGAAAGUUACUAAAACACACACUAUUAGGCAUUAAACAUAAAUUACAAGUGUCUAAAGUUCUACCAUGUCACGAAAUGUCUCAGGGUCAUGUUUCCUGAAUGUCAUGGAUUGAAUUGUGUACCCCCAAAAUACGUGUCAACUUGGCUAGGCCAUGAGUCCCAGUAUUGUGUGGUUGUCCUCCAUUUUGUGGUCUGAUAUAAUUAUCUUCCAUUUUGUGAGGUGUUGUAAAUCCUAAUCUCUAUAUAUUAAUGAGACAGGAUUGGUGUGGAGCAAAUCUUGAGUCAUAGCCUUGCAAGAGUCACACCCUUGCUUCAGUCACACUUUUUUUUUUUGCAUUUUUUAAAAUUGUACUUCAGGUGAAAAUUUACAGCUCAAGUUAAUUUCUCUCAUACAAAAUUUUAUGUACAUAUUGUCAUGUGACACUAGUUGCAGUCCCUACAAUGUGACGGCACACUCCCCCUUUCCACGCUGGGUUUCCUGUGACCAUCCAACCAGUUCCUGUCCUUUUGUGCCUUCUCAUCUUGCCCCUGGUCAGGAGCUGCCCCUUUGAUCUUGUGUAUCUGCUCAAACUAAGAAGCACACCCUUCAUGAGUAUUAUUUUAUGUUUUGUAUAGUCCAGUCUAAUCUUUGAAGAGUGGUCUUCGGGAAUGGUUUUACUUCUGGGUUAACAUAGCAUAGCAUCCGGAGGCCAUGGCUCCGGGGGUUCCUCUAGUCUCAGUCAGACCAUUAAGUCUGGUCUCUUUAUGUGAGUUUGAGUGCUGCUCCACAGUUCUCCCGCUCUGUCAGGGACUCUGUUAUGUUCUGUGUCAGGGUGGUCAUUGGUGGUAGCCAGGCACCGUUUAGUUCUUCUGGUCUCAGGCUGAUGGAGGCUGUGGUUUAUGUGCCCGUUUUGUCCCUUGAGCUAGUAUUUUCCUUGUGUCUUUGGUGUUUUUCAUUCUCCUUUGCACCAAGUGGGCUGGGACCAGUUGAUAUAUCUUAGAUGGCUGCUCGAAAGCUUUUAAGACCUCAGACGCUACUCACCAAAGUUGAGUCACACCUUUUAUCUUACAAUAAAAGGACAGAGAAGGGAGCAGAGAGGGAAGGAACCUCACUACCACUAAGCAAGAAGAGCUGGAAGCGGAGCCCAUCUGUUGAACUCGGCUCCCAGUGCUUAGAACCUCUUAGACACAGGGGAAGAUUGAUGCCAAGACACAUGGAGAUCUCCAAAGAAUGCCAGGCCUGCAGAUGUUGAAAGGAGACAAGGACCUUCCCCCAAAGCUGACAGAGAGAGAAAGCCUUCCCUUAGAGCUAGUGCCCUGGAUUCAGACUUCUCACCUCCUAAAUUGUGAGGGAAUUAAAUUUCUGUUUGUUAAAGCCAUCCACUUGUAGUUCCAGGGUGAUGCCUUCUGGUGAUGCACCUCAGAUGAGGGCCCCUCAUGCCUCACCAUGGAUAAUCUUUCCCUGGUCCUUUGUCCCUCUGUCUGCCCGUCACCCUGAGCAUUCAUUCAAUGAAUACUGAUCAAGCCCUUACUAUGUGCAAAGCACUGGUGUAAGUGCUGAGGGAAUAGAUGUGAAUAUGACCCAUGCUCAGCUUGGCUAUGAUUUUUACAGAAACAAAACACCAAGCCUUUACAUCCGCAGUGCCAUUCGGUGGGUUCUAACCGCUAACUAUUAGGUUAAUAUUGUUUGCCAUGAAGUCAGUUUCGACUCAUAGUUCAAACAGCCAAGCUUUCAGCUGGUAGUCCAGCACUUAACGGUUAGUAGUGGAGUGCAAGCUGUUGGCGCCACCCAGAUGUGAGGGGGUGGGGAUUCAUUUGUCCAGCCUGGCGAGGGAGGUGUUCCUCUUGCAGAAGCAGUCCCAG
Molecule: messenger RNA, 5259 nt
Organism: Loxodonta africana (African savanna elephant)
Lineage: Eukaryota; Metazoa; Chordata; Mammalia; Proboscidea; Elephantidae
Gene: TMEM107
Product: transmembrane protein 107
Exons: 5
Coding region: 140-562 (140 amino acids)
Biological process (GO): non-motile cilium assembly; protein localization to ciliary transition zone
Cellular component (GO): MKS complex
Source: RefSeq, a predicted model, not a curated record